CUCUCCCGGAGCUGCUCCGAGGCCUCGCUCCCGCUGCAUUCCCGGCACAGCCUCUGCGCCCUCCUCACCUUCCUGAGCUUCACCUCCCACCUGCCCGAGCGCCUGGCACCAGGGAGCUUCGACUUCAUCGGGCACAGCCACCAGGUUUUCCACGUCUGCGGGAUCCUGGGAACGCUGUUCCAGCUGGAAGCCGUCUCCGUGGACAUGGCGGAGCGGCGGGGCCGCCUCCCGCUGCCCUCUGCCCUGGGAAAAAUCCCACUAAAGCCGGGAUUGCCUCGGCUUCCCGGGAGCAGUCCCAUCCCAGAGGCGUCCGCUGGGGAAUGGGAUCGCCUGGGAAUAUUUCUUUGGGAAUUUCCCAAGGGAAAACUGCACUGGUUUUACCCGUGGAUGGGCUGGGAAAUGCUUCCCAUCGCGUUGUUAUCCACAGGGAAAGCGUCAAAUAAUCGGGAUUUGAUCCCUGAAAAGGGAGGGAAGCAUUCAUGCUUCCCAAAAAAAAUCUGGGAUCCCUCAGGUCUGAUCAAGGGAAUGCUGGCAUCGCCAGCUGGGAGAUUCCCGGUGAAGCCAAGCACUCCUUAAUUCCCAUUUCCCCUUGGAUGUGGCAUUCCUUUGGAAUGCCAAGCCUUGCACUCAGCCCGAGUGCCUGGAAAAGUGGGAUGGGGCGACUGGGGUUUCCCUCCCCGUUUAAUUCCCACUGUUUUUGCUCUUUAUCCAGUAAAAGGGAUUCCAGGAGAUCCCCAAUGAGAUGUUCCUGCAGGAAAGCUCUGCCAGGGUCUCAUUCCGGGAAAUCCUGGGAAGUUCAUUGCUGUGGGAAUUCUGAGUUUCCACAGCGGGGAGGAUGGAAUUAAGGAAUUAGGAAUGAAGGAAUUCCAUCCUGGAUCCUGGGAUUUGUGGUGGGAGGUGGGAGAGGUCCACACCCACCCUCCCAGGAUUUGGGAUCCUUUAGGAAAAGGUUUGAAUGUUUUGGGAUUGGGAUCUG
Molecule: messenger RNA, 976 nt
Organism: Zonotrichia albicollis (white-throated sparrow)
Lineage: Eukaryota; Metazoa; Chordata; Aves; Passeriformes; Passerellidae
Source: RefSeq, a predicted model, not a curated record